Molecule: messenger RNA, 846 nt
Organism: Adineta ricciae
Lineage: Eukaryota; Metazoa; Rotifera; Eurotatoria; Adinetida; Adinetidae
Source: the annotation of a GenBank genome assembly
AUGAACGAAAGCACGUUUCAAUGCUCAAUCUGCUAUAAUGAUGUGGACAAUAAAUCCGAAAUCUAUCGAAUAACAUCAUGUCAUUGCCAGUUUUGUCAACAGUGUGUACGUCAGUAUGUUAUCAGUCAAGUAAACAUCGGGUCAGCAACAAUACGAUGUCCGGCUAAUGGUUGUAAUGAUUCACUCUCUACUAACGAAAUUCGUUCUUUUCUUACCAAUGCUCAAUUUAAUCUUUACAACAAACUGUUACUUGAUUAUGAAGUAGCUAAAGAUCCUCGACGAUUUUUCUGUCCACAUAUGGAUUGUGGACACAUUUUAGCAGUACCUGAUGCACGAAAGCAACGAUCCAUCACUUGCACGAGAUGCCAUAAUCCAAUCUGCUCGAAAUGCCGUCGCCAAUGGCAUUCCACUGAAGAUUGCACUCGAUUACUAAUUUCUUAUGCGAAUCCGAUUCAUUCUGAUAUUAAGCAGUGUCCACGAUGCUCUGUUCUUCUUGAACGAGUCAAUGGCUGUGCCCAAAUAACCUGCGUUAUCUGUAAACACAUCUUCUGUUGGUACUGUUUGAGAUCUUUAGAGAACGAUUUCUUUCUUUUACACUAUGAACGCGGUUCUUGUCGCAACCGACUCGGCCACUCUCGUUUAUCUUUAUUCCUUCAUCGGCUGCUGACGAUCGGUUUGUUUUUACUUCUUAUUUUUCUUCUGAUCGUUACUUCACCAUUACUCAUCCUAAUUCUUCCAUACCUGUUCUGUUGUGGCCAAAAACAAAUUCGAAAUUAUUUCGAUCGAUCAUCGAGAGGGGAACAUCGCUCAUCCACUCCAUAUCAAUCUGUGAUUGAUAUCGUAUGA